AGUUGCAAGGUUGUCAACAAUGGUAGCUCCAGCUAUAUCAGUUCCUGCUACUGCAAGCUUCGCUAUCGCUUCUCGCAGGGCAAAUUCGUCUCACGUUAUAUUUUCUCAGAGAAACUCAUGCUCGAUUACUUGUUCGUUGCCAAGCCCAUAUGGCCAAUCAUCUAAAGUUGGGUUGUCAAGUGCAAGCCGCGGCUUACCCUUUAAACUUGAUGAGAAAAAUACCCAUGAUGCUAGUACAAGUUAUGGUGCAAUUGAAGCCAAGAAGGGGAAUCCACCAAUAACCCCAGCAGUUGUGACUCCCGGAGGACUUCUUGAUCUCUCAACUGUUUUGUUCAGAAACCGUAUAAUAUUCAUUGGACAGCCAGUAAAUUCGCAAGUGGCUCAGAGAGUUAUUUCACAGCUUGUGACUCUAGCCACCAUCGAUGAAAAAGCAGAUAUAUUGGUGUAUAUAAAUUGCCCUGGCGGAAGCACAUAUUCGGUGUUGGCAAUUUAUGAUUGCAUGUCUUGGAUAAAGCCCAAAGUUGGUACUGUGUGUUUUGGUGUAGCGGCUAGUCAAGGAGCACUUCUCCUUGCAGGUGGGGAGAAGGGAAUGCGUUAUGCCAUGCCAAAUGCACGAAUAAUGAUACAUCAACCACAGGGUGGAUGCGGGGGCCAUGUCGAGGAUGUGAGACGCCAAGUGAAUGAAGCUGUUCAAUCUCGCCAUAAAAUUGACAAGAUGUAUAGUGCUUUCACUGGACAGCCACUAGAGAAGGUGCAACAGUAUACCGAGAGGGAUCGUUUUCUGUCUGUUUCUGAGGCUUUGGAGUUUGGUCUAAUUGAUGGUGUCCUAGAAACAGAAUAUUAAAUACCAAUUUAGUUGCAGGUUAUUUUUCUUUUCUACAGAUUUAAAAAUGUUAUAAUUUAUGUCAAAACUUGUAUUCUAGAAUUUCAUUAAUUAAUGAUUAUUUCUUAAUAUUUGAGUAUGCAAUUUUCUUCCAA
This is a messenger RNA of Arachis stenosperma, 978 nucleotides long. RefSeq names its product ATP-dependent Clp protease proteolytic subunit 6, chloroplastic. Gene Ontology annotation, cellular component: endopeptidase Clp complex. The transcript has 9 exons. Gene Ontology annotation, molecular function: serine-type endopeptidase activity; ATPase binding; ATP-dependent peptidase activity. The record is from RefSeq and is a predicted model, not a curated record. Lineage: Eukaryota; Viridiplantae; Streptophyta; Magnoliopsida; Fabales; Fabaceae. The coding region runs from base 20 to 844 and encodes 274 amino acids. Gene Ontology annotation, biological process: protein quality control for misfolded or incompletely synthesized proteins.